GCUUGUCCCUGUUGUGCUUUUGGCUUCGCUUGUUGCCGAUCUACGCCAGAAUUGUGAAGAGCUUCUCCAGAACGUCAGUAAAAACCCGGACGCAAAAGAUUCGGGGAUGCAAUCGAAUGAGUUCUCUCCAGAGUAUGCGCGCUUGCUUUGGAGAAGUAUGCGCUGCCAAUAUCAAUCUCUGUUCGAUAUCUUUUCUGCAACGCGGAACCUUUUGCAAUGGCAUCUUGUCUAUUUGUCGUUCUCUAGCUGUCUAUCCUCUGCGCUUCAAUUAUCAGACUACAUUAUCUUCUAUAACUCAACAACGCCUCGGAGUCGUUUUCAAUUGGCACAAAUACUAUGUCACGCCGUGCGCUUUGUCAUGCUUUGCCUCGCAUGUCAAAAGUUUCAAUCAGAGAGCAACGAAAUGCGCCAGUCCAUGCUCGCAUACACAUCACAGCUCAGAGAAUUUAACCGAGGCAAUGAGGUCCACAUGUUUGCUGUUCAAAUCAAAUGUCAGCAGAAUGGAAUGUGUACGGUGCUAUGGUCGUUUGACAUUAACUCAGGAACCGCUUUGCAGAUGUUGUCCGCCAUAGUUUCCUAUACUAUCGUCAUGCGCCAGAGUGACAUCCACUUUUAUGAAACAUGAGGAUUAGUUACAAACUUUUAAAAUUGGUAUCUAGAUCUGGAUACCUUUUAUUGAUUAAAUACAUUGCAACAAAACGGCAUUCUCGAGAUGCCGUUUUGUUGCAAUGAAUUUAAUCAAUAAAAGAAAUUUGGGUACUCGUGCGUUGCUAGAUGUCCUGGAGCACCCGUUGGGGUCCCAAAAAGGUGAAUCGUGGCUCCACGGUAAAAACAAUAUCUCAAUUUUUGAGGGGAAAGGGAAAAUUUUGAGG
Messenger RNA from Frankliniella occidentalis (western flower thrips), 872 nucleotides. RefSeq lists its product as uncharacterized. Gene Ontology annotation, biological process: sensory perception of taste. The record is from RefSeq and is a predicted model, not a curated record. NCBI's taxonomy places the organism in Eukaryota, Metazoa, Arthropoda, Insecta, Thysanoptera, Thripidae. Gene Ontology annotation, cellular component: membrane. Bases 107 to 625 code for a protein of 172 amino acids. The transcript is spliced from 5 exons.